AAUAAAUGCGUAGUAGAAAUUUUUUGCAAUAUAUCGGUAUAUCGAUGGUUGUUAUUACAUCGCAGCUUGUGAACCAAUCAGCUGAUGCGAAGAAUUUAUACUAACCAUUAUUGGCUGAUUGGAUAUAAUUACAAAGCACGUUUGUUUAAUUUUUCACAAAAAAAAUUUGGGGCUGCAUGCGAAUACUCAACCAAGUCAAAGCAGCAAUGAAGUACAUAGAUAUUGGUGCCAAUCUCACGGACCCCAUGUUUCGUGGCAUCUAUGGCGGUACACAGAAGCAUACUAACGAUUUAAAUUUGGUAUUGGAACGUGCAUGGAAACAAGGCGUAGAAAAGAUGAUCAUUACAGUAGGCACACUGAAUGAGGCGGAUGAGGCCUUAAAAUUGGCAAAGACAAAUGAUCGCCUGACUGUUACAAUGGGCUGUCAUCCAACACGCUGCAAUGAUUUCUCGAACAACCCGGAGCAAUAUUAUGAGGGCUUACGUUUGAAAAUUCGUGAAAAUCCAGACAAAGUAAUUGCUGUAGGUGAAUGUGGACUCGACUAUGACAGGCUGCAUUUCUGUGAGAAAGAUAUGCAGAAAAAGUAUUUCGAAAAACAACUCAGUUUGGCAGCUGAAUUUCGCUUGCCACUUUUCCUACACUGUCGCAGUGCACACGCUGACUUCAUGGAAAUACUCGAACGUAAUCGAGACAAGCUAUUGGAGUGUGGAGGUGGUGUAGUGCAUAGUUUUGAUGGUACUUUAGAAGAAGCUGAAAAAGUAAUCGCUUACGGUGGUCUUUACAUCGGCUUAAAUGGCUGUUCCCUAAAGACGCCAGAAAAUUUAGAAGUGGUGAAAGAAUUGCCCAACGAAUGCAUUAUGUUAGAAACAGAUUGUCCGUGGUGCGGCAUUAGACCAUCGCAUGCGGGUUCUAAAUUUGUGAAAACCAAAUUUGCGGCAGUUAAGAAAAAAGAGAAAUGGACAGCGGAGACACUGGUGGACGGACGCUGUGAGCCAUGUCAAAUAAGUCAAGUGCUGGAAGUUAUUGCGGGGGUGAAGGAACGGGAUGCUACCGAACUUGCCGAAAUCUACUUCGACAACACUUUGAAUUUAUUCUUUAAUAAAAGUAAAAAGUGAGCAUUUAUAGUCGUAUUAUUGCGAGAAAUAAAUGUUUAAAAUUGCAUAAAAA
Bactrocera oleae (olive fruit fly) is the source of this 1167-nucleotide messenger RNA. Its product is annotated as deoxyribonuclease TATDN1. Gene Ontology annotation, molecular function: 3'-5'-DNA exonuclease activity. The record is from RefSeq and is a predicted model, not a curated record. Gene Ontology annotation, cellular component: cytosol. Lineage: Eukaryota; Metazoa; Arthropoda; Insecta; Diptera; Tephritidae.